AUGUUGGCCCGGGGACGGUUUUUGAACUCCUUGAGGUUGACGGCAAGCUGCUCCCGCACCUCGACGUCUUCUUCGAAAGCUUCGCCAGCAGUUGUAGUCGAUACUGCCAAGGUCUGACCUACAGAUAAACUGUUCGAAGAAGUAGACUUUCAGAAAACGACAGAAGUUUUCGAUCAGAUCGCCGAGAAUCUCAGCGAUCCGCGGCAAAAGCUCUUUGCUGUCGUUUAUGUGAAUGGAAGGCAAUGGAAGGUUUGACUUUUGAAGAUUUAAGAGUGGAAACAAUUGAGUUUCUCUAUGAGAGAAACUUUGGAAGUGACUGUUUCGAAAAAAAAAGCGCCUCAACGUUAAUCGGAGCCAUAAAUAAAGCCGGACCCGCUCCGGACGUUUCUGAGCGAUUCUAGGGAUCAGUUAAGAGUGCUGACGCUACUGUAGUGAUCACUGGAAGUCCCCCAACACGUUCGGUUCGCGUUUCCAAUUUUUGAGUGAGAAAGUUCGUGGAAAUAACCAAUCAAAACUAUUCUUCAAAUUCUCGCAUGGAAUAUAGAUACUCCAUUCGCGACUUGAAAACAAUUUCUAUAUUUUUUUUUUCGUCAAAUUAUUUUUAAUUAUUCAGCGAAAGAACCUCAAAAAGUUUUUGAUUUUUUUUCUGCGUUAGCAACAUAAAUGUUUGACAACACUUCCUGGUCUUCUGUGGUGGAACCGUUUCUCGUUGAUUUGAAAUUGUGUCAUCUUUUUUUUUCAACGAAUAAGGUCAGAAAAUUGUGGGUCCUGACGCGAUGGUCGACGAAACACGUUUCUGGCACCUUUAAAGACUUCAGCAAACGGUUUUUUAGUUUCUAAGAAACUUUUCUUUCUUUUAAAAGACGAGAAACGAACUAUUUGAAAUUCAUUUUAAGACGGCAUAUUUUUGACCUCUAGUUUUUAUACUCCUAAUCAUUUUUUGUCAGGUGAUGGCCAUUUUUAGAUAAAAGUUUUAUGGCUAGUUUUUCCGCUAUCGAUAAAGUCCCAAUUUUCACAGGUAACAGACGGCGACCUGAUAAGUUUGGAGGGGAAUUUGCCAUUGGCGAUAGGCGACGAAAUAAAUUUGGAGAAGGUGCUGCCGAAUGACGUUUCCGACAAACGUCUCAGGUUACAGGUGCUGAUGGUGGGCGGAGCCAAUUUCUCCAUAUUCGGAAGGCCGUUGCUCGCCGAGAAAGCGGCGAAAGUCGAAGCGGUGGUCGUGGAAAAGAGCACGAAAUGUCCAGAGAUCGACUACACCCAUUACAAUCACAAUCAGACGAAAAUCGUGAAUUGUUUGAUCAACCGGUCAAGCCGAAAAUCUCGUUUUUCGCGUUGCAGGGCGCAGCGAAGAGACGACCGUUCUGCGGAUUCGUCGAGUCUCCGCCAAUCAGGAGUUCGCCUGA
Molecule: messenger RNA, 1403 nt
Organism: Caenorhabditis auriculariae
Lineage: Eukaryota; Metazoa; Nematoda; Chromadorea; Rhabditida; Rhabditidae
Source: the annotation of a GenBank genome assembly